This is a messenger RNA of Magallana angulata, 6697 nucleotides long. RefSeq names its product integrator complex subunit 1-like. Bases 111 to 6368 code for a protein of 2085 amino acids. Gene Ontology annotation, biological process: U2 snRNA 3'-end processing. Lineage: Eukaryota; Metazoa; Mollusca; Bivalvia; Ostreida; Ostreidae. Gene Ontology annotation, cellular component: integrator complex. The transcript has 45 exons. The record is from RefSeq and is a predicted model, not a curated record.
GAAGAGGAAGCGGCUAAAAUAAUGAAAGCCCUUAAAUAACUUAGACAACACUGAAACUCGCUAGUGUACAGAGAACGCAGAAAUAUCAAAAAUGUAAUAAGUUCGUGAAAAUGUCAUCGAAACGCCCAUUAAAAGCACAUAUUGCUCCCCCAGGAGACUUUAUUGCCCUUGGCAAACACAACAAGCCAGGAAGCUCAGAUGCAGAUUCUGCAAAAGUCCCAACACCUAAAAAACUUGGUGUCCCCUCUGGAAAGAGGGACGCAUCAGGCUUAGGAGGAUCAGGCCUAGUUAAGAAACCAAAACUUAUUGGGCAGACAUUUACACCACUAGGCCGCAGUGAUGUUGAAAGAAGGAGUUCACCAGCUCCUAGCCAAGCAUCAAUAUCCCAGUAUGAAGAAUUGGCAAUUGAUGUUGACCCACAAGAAUUACUAGAGGAAAUUCUAGAUGCAGAGGACACCUGUGAUGAAGAAAGAUUGGAAGGGUUGUUUUGUGGAGCAGUCAAAUAUCUCCACGGAAAUCGAUCCAAACCAGACCCAGCUGUCUAUCUCACUCUCAUGUAUCUGGCCAAAACAAAGGCCUCAAUGUUUAACAGUGAUGUUAUUAUUCAGGCUUUCUGUAGUCUUCUAAAGAGAGACAUGUCCCUGAAUUUUAAAUCCAAAGGAAACAGUUUGGUGUCAGUGUGUGCCUGCAGUAUUCUGAUGGCCGCCUUCUCCAAGGAAGAAAACUGGCCUGAUGAUUUUGUUAAGAUUUUUGUGGAGGAUUCUUUGGGAGAAAGGGUCUGGGUAGACAGGGCGGACUGUAAAGCUUUUGUAGAUAACAUCAUCACUGCCUUCAACACGAACCUUCCAGCCAAGUCUGCUGUGUCUGUGGAACAGUCAUCAGCUAAAGAACAAUCAGGCACUGCAAGUCCUGUUGUUGGAUUUUUGCAAGAUGAUGAUGACAAAGAUUCUGAAGUGAAGAUAUCAGCCUUAGUAGAGAUGGAAGCAGUGUCAGUAACAUCAAGGUAUCCAUAUCAGCAAGAAACCAUUGAGAUGACCAUACUGGAUGUCAUCAAAGAGCAGCUGAACAAGAGACAACCAAUGGAUGCCACCUCUAAGAAUUUGAUCCGCUUUAUGACCGCCACCUGUGGAUAUGGAGAAGUGAGAUUAUUAGCCUCACAGCGAUUGGAAAUGUGGUUACAAAAUCCCAAACUUGCCAGGCCCGCCCAGGAUCUGCUGAUGUCUGUCUGUAUGAACUGUAGCCAGCAUGACCAGAGAGACCUGGAAACCAUGGCCGUCCUCAUCAAGAUCAGAAUGAAAACCAAACCUCUUCUUAAUCACUUCAUCCAUUGUUUGAGAGAGUUGCUGGAUCAGCACCCAGAGAACAUCCGUAUGAUAAUGACUCACACUAUCUACAACGAGCUGUCCAACACAAAGAAUCCCAACAAUAUGGCCAUUAUUACCACCCUUUUCCAGAAGAAUGGAGAACAGUCUGCUAGGAUCCUAGCUGAUGUUUUCCAAGACCUGCUGGCAAAUAAAGAUGACUACCUGCGAGCUGUCCGUGGAUUGCUGCGCGAGAUCGUGAGAUCACUGAAGCAUGAUAUCAACGUUACAUCCUUCUGUCUGGGUCUGAUGCAGGAGAGGAUGGAGGCCAAGUUUAUGGAUCUGGAUCACAACCUCAGGGAGCGCUAUGUGACCUCCAUUGGAGAUCUGGUGACCUUGGCUAUAUUUCUGUGCAUCACUCCCCAAGUCAGGGAGGCUGCAGCAGCUUUAGCGAGAGGAGAGAAGAAAGAUUUGGGCACUCUGCACAGUUUUAGACAACAGGUGGCGCUUAUUCAGAGAGACUCUGUCUGGUGGCUCCACACCAUCGUACCUAAAAUUAUUGAGGUCAAACUCUCCGAAUAUGUCCACUGCCUUCACAAAGUUCUGUUUAUGGAGAGUCCUGACCAGUACUAUAACAAGGACAACUGGCCGCUGGAGGCAGACCGAAGUACAUUUCUACAUCUGGCCACUAAUGUGCCUGUUCUGGAGGACACGCUGAUGCGGGUCCUUGUGAUCGGACUGUCUCGAGAGUUACCGCUGGGCCAGGUGGAUGCCGUGGAGCUGGCGGAUCAGCUGGUCAAGAGAGCGGCCAGCCUCUGUCUGGACGGGCAGUUAGUUUUACAAAUGGAGAAGUUGGAGCUUGUUGAUGCUCUGUUGAACCUGUGUAGUUACAGGCACCCAACAGAUAUCACACUGCCUAAAGGGUACAAGCCACCCACCCUGGCUAUCUCCAAUCUCUACUGGAAAUCUUGGGUGAUACUGCUUAUACUAGCAGCCUUCAAUCCAGGCACAUUUGGACUAACUGGCUGGAAGAAUUACCCAACCUUGAAAUGUUUGAUGGAACAAGUUAUGACUGGUAACUAUUCCUUUCCACCACCCACAAUGGCAGAUGAGGAGCAAUCUGUGGAUGACAUCCGCAACAAAGAGAAACAGUUUACUCAGCAAGAGAGACAGCAGAUCCUGGAGUUUGAGACCCACCUUGCGGCAGCCACCAGUAAGGUGACCAUUACCGAGGCCAACAGUCUCCUGAUCUCCCAACUAACCACCAUGGACCCCAAUGGGAUUGCUCGUAACCCACCACCGGCUAUAACAGAGCAGCUGAAGCUCCUGAAUGACAACCUGAAGAUUGGACAGAUGCUGUGUAGAAGUCGACAGCCAGACUUCUUACUGGACAUAAUUCAGCGACAGGGUAGCUCUCAGUCUAUGUCCUGGCUGGCUGAGUUGGUGGAGUCCAGCGAGGGGUCCUUAGAGGUUCUACCUGUCCAGUGUUUGUGUGAAUUCCUCCUCCAUGACGAAGACACGACGGUGUUAGAGGAGGAUUCCAAACUAAUGGGGAAACACAAACAAAAACAGAAGCUGAAAAAGAGAGAGCAGCUACUGACCAGGCUGCAGGGGCUGGUCUGGGGAGAGAGUGAAAUGACUCCACAGGUCCUAGAUUAUUUCCUGAAGAGGCUUUCCUCAAACCAGGCUUCUAACAGGGCACUCGCCAUCAGGGGUUUAUCCAUGGUAAUAGCCAAAGAUGAGACAAUGGACACAGAUGACACCAUCCCCCACAAAUGGCUCUGUAAGGACCUUCCUCUGAUUCCAAUGUUUCCAAAGAUUUACCAACAAAUUACAGAGGCCCUCAGACAGGCGUGUCAGAUUGAGACUGACCCUGACCUUGUGAGUGCAUACAUCAUGUUUCUCUCCCAACAAACUGAGGACAAGAGCCUGCAUGACCUGGAUGAUAUUGCUCAGGACAUAGCCAGCCUGAUUGUGGACAGGACGACUGUGGUGAACCAUAUUCUGCCCCAGGAGGAGGGCGGGGACAAUGAGCUGGCCCACCUCACCCUAACAGCACUGUAUGCUCUCUACUUUAACUACCUGACCAAGGCCAAGAAACCGACCAAUGAGGCUUACUCCUGGUCUAACACCCAGGACCAGAUCUUGCUACAGUGGGAGGGAGGAGACUCAGCCACCAUGCAUGUGUUAGUCGUCCACGCCAUGAUUAUUCUUCUCACAUACGGACCUCCCAAUGGUGAGAGUGACUACCAGGAGCUACUGGACACUUGGUUCCCGGAAUCAGGUCAGCCUCCAUCCGCCUUCCUGCUGGACACCUCAGAGGAGGCACUUCUGCUCCCUGAUUGGUUGAAACUGCGAAUGAUCAGGUCAAGAGUUCAUCAGCUGGUUGAUGUGGCUUUACAAGACAUAGAACCAGCCCAGCUGCUUCUGUUUGUCCAGUCGUUCGGUAUCCCUGUGGCCAGCAUGAGUCGUUUGUUUACCUGUUUGGACAAGGCGGUCGGUGCUGACGCCGGUCUGAUAGAGGAGGCAGUGGAGGACAAGGCUUACAUGGCCCAGCUGAUAGAAAUCCAACACAUGAGGGGGGUUGUGGGCGGCGACAUCUUCUACAAGUUACUGACCAAAUCCCUGCCGCCCAAACCCGAAGUUUCUGAUGAAGAAAUGAAAGAGGCAGUGGAAGUUGACAAGAAAUGGUCUCAAAAAAUGGAGAGCUCCAAGAAAUCUUCCAUUCAAAAUGUUACAGAUUUGAUUGAGCAGAUCUUCAGUAAGGAGGAAGCAAAAACAAAAGACAUACAACAGCAGUAUCACAAGCUCCUGAUGGCUCUGUCUAGGUCAGAUACUUCUACAACUAUUGAAGUCACACAGGUUUUACUGGAGAUGCUGGGAGGCAGACAUGGAUCACAGUUUGCUCAGGCAUUCUCAGCCAAUCCCCAGAGCUGCUCCCUCCUGAAACUUCUGGUGUCAAAGAAAGCAGUUCUAGGGGGACUUUUAUACAAACUUAUGGAGACACUGUACAAUGAGGUCAAAGGUCAGCGAUGUAUGCUAACCUCCAUUGUCAAUCAGUAUCUUCUGUCCAAUAAACCCAAUAUACCUGAUCGCCGCCCCUCGUACAAGUCCAUGAAAUCUGUUGGGACUUCAAGUCAGGAAAUGUUGGAUGAUUUGAUUAAUCAAGUUCAGAAGGAUGAAAACAACAUGGAGAAGAUGAUAAAGGAAUGCAUGAAGGAACACACCAAGUCUGAGGACGGCAUGGCCACAGCAGAAAACGCUCACAAAACCCUGACGGCGGUGGCAUGUAAAGCCAUACUUAGAGACGAGGAACAGCCCAGUAAUACCAUGACCACUUCGCUGGCUCUGCUGUUUGUGGAUUGGCUGGAGCUGUUAGAUCCAGAACUUGUUGCUAUGGUACCAGACCUCCAGCAGCAGCUACUGUUUGCCCGGGAGAGGCUACAGGGCGCGCCCAGACAGAGCGUGGUCCACAGCAGCCAGCCCUACCUCCUAACCCUCCUGACCCACCAGAGCAGCUGGGCGUCCCUACGGAGGUGUGUCAACUGUCUGCUCCAGCCAUCCGAGGUCUCCAGGUUCAGUCCCAACGCUGUGCUUGAUUUCUUGUGGGCAUGUCUACAGAUCCCAAAGAUAUGGAGAGGCAGAGAAAGAAGAACUCCUAAAAACUAUACCCCAGAGAAUGUCCUUGGUUUGACCCCUGACCAUCUGAUAGCAUUGAUCAAAUUUAUUGUGGAGGAGUCCACCUUGUUGUUGCCUGAGGGUGAAGCAGGAGAUAAGAAGGUCUCCACAGAGAGGCAGAGCAGUAUCGCCAACAGAGUAGAUCUCCUGAUGGCAUGUAUCGCUGAAAAUCACAGCCAUCUUCACAAUGUAGUCACCUAUAUCAGAAAUAUUCCAAACACUAGCAAAGAUAAAAUGCUGUAUCAGCAGCUUCUGGUUGAGUUGUACUCGCAAUGUCCCAAGGUCAUCAACUGGCUCUCUGACCUUCAGGGCUCCAUCUUUGAUGGCCAACUCUCACAAUCAACAAUUACACAGGUUGACAUCGUUUCUCAUCGUCUGUUGACCUGUCUAGGACAGGCUGGUAAUGGUAAAACAGCAGAAGACAAAAUGUACGACGCCAAUAUUGCCUGUCGCAAGCUCGCCUCCCAGCAUCCCAUUCUUAUGUUAAGACAACUUCCUCUGAUAGCGGCUUUGCUGAAGGGUAAGACCCAGUUUACGUUUGGGGAGAUGCGGCACAAGAACUACCUGCUGCUGUUCACUCAUGUCCUGGGACUGAUGGAGACUCUACAGCCCCACAUAUACCGCCGCGAUUACUCUGCAAUGGCCGACAUCAUCGACUCCUACUUCUCUCUCAUUGGUACCCAUGGUAGGGGAAAACAACUAGGUCCCAUCAUCCACAAGUACAUUAAGUUCCUGUAUCAGUACACGAUCCAUGAGCCCCAGCAGUCCUCUCUCAUCCUACACAAAUAUGUCAACCUGCUCAGUGGUAUCUCCACCAUGUACCCUGAACUAACAGUGCUAAAAUCCCUGCUGGCCGGACUGACUCUGUCUCGGCAGGCAGACAGUAACCAAGGCAACAUGGUCCAGGCAGUAGGUCAGCCAAGGUCAACCUCGCCCUGGACUGUGGGUCAGCUGACCCCGUUCCUGGACAGGCUGCACACCUCCACUGACAGUGAGGAUAUUCUAGAAGUUUUGACAGAUCUCGAUGAAACUUCAAAAAGAAAGGUUGACAUAUUGGAACACUUUAUAGGUGAUCUGAAGAAGCUGCUGUUACACGGAUCUGACACACUGAGAAACACGGCCUACAGUCUGGUCAUGCGAUACAUCAGACACAACCCCCGGGCUUCUGAACAAUUUGUGGGGUGCUUCCUUCACUGCUUUGACAGUGUAAAUCCGGACAUCGUAACAAGUGCUUUGAAAAAUCUACCCGAGUUCUGUGUUCUAUGCCAAGAUCAUGCUGAUGAAAUUCUGCAAAAAUCCUUUGUUGUUGGAACCACUACGUCCAUAGAAACCAGUAGCUAUAUCAGCGAGACCUUACAGCUGCUCAACCUAGAGACAGUGCAGAUAUGAAUGGGAUGGCAAGACUUUACAUCUCAGCUGAUGAAGCAAAGGAGCCACUACCGCUGUAAAAAUCAGUGGCUGCAUCAAUGAGACCUCCCAGAUACUCAACCGAGAGACAGCAGAAGUGAAUGAGAAGGAAAACUCAUCUGCUGGUGAAACUUGCAAUGAAUUAGAUUAUGGAUACAAUUUUUGCUCUCUUUCUGUAAAAUUUCAUGAAUUUAUGAUGAUAUGAUUUACAUUGAAAGGUGAACAGUCAUGUCUUUUCAUUUUUUUUUCUGUAUUAAGUUGUUAAUGCAGAUGCAAGGUGCAUAUGACUUUUGUCAAUAAACUGUUUACAA